CUAACGUUUAUACUUGAAUCUAACAAAUAACAUAAACAUCUAAAUAUUUAUACUUGAAUCCAAUAAAUAACAGCAACAUCUAACUAUUAAAUUAAAAAAAAAAUUGUUUGAUAAUUAAAUUUGCUAAAACAACGUCGUUUUCAUUAGAGGUGGAAAAUCGAUCUUCACCAAAACAUUUCAGCCGAUUUUGUAAUAGAUACCGAUUAUACCGGUCGCAAUAUCACCGGUUGACUUGACAACCAUGCAUUUGAGCAAUUAAUUAUUACAUGUAUGUAUCUAUAAUUUAAAUGGAAAAAAAAAUAUGAAAAAAGAUUUUGAACAGUAAAAAGUAUAUAUAGAUGAGCCAGCGAGAAGACGACGGAAGGACCUUAUCUCUUAUUAUUGUGGUGGAUUUGGCUUUCACUUGCAGGUGGUCCGCCAUUGCCAGACAUCUUCCCAGGCGAACUGACAACGAGAUCAAGAAUUAUUGGAACACGCAUCUCAAGAAGCGGCUCUUGGAAAAGGGCAUCCAUCCAACCACCCACAAGCCCAUCAGCCCCACCGCGGGGUCCUCCUCCUCCUCUGACGACGCCGUUCCGUCCCUCUCCGGCAACAACACUCCAACCGCCCCACCCACACCUGCUGCUGCUGCUGCUGGACAAGAACAACCGCAACUUGUUCCUGCUCAAGCCCACGUGUCCUCCUCCUUUCCCGCUUCGGCUUCGGCUUCGGCUCAGCUCCUCAACAAGCUAGCGGCCAAACUCGCUCCUCCUCCUCCUCACGCAUCAAGCCGCUUCAGCGCCGAACAGGACGAAGAAAUAGAAGAGGGAGCAAACGGCGUCGUGGAAGACGACGCUCCCACUAAGACGCGACGUCGCCCCGCGUCAUCCAGCUCAUCGGCGAAGCUGCUCAACAAGAUGGCCAGCCGGCUCGCCCACCCUUUGCACUGCCUCAACGCCCUCAAGUCCAUCCUCUCGGCCUCCGCCGCCGCCAGCGACCGUACCAAUCUCAUGAUGCACCGAAGUGCCUCCGCGUCCAGCCUGUCGGAGAGCACCGCGGCCACCACGUCCAUCUCAACGUCCAACAACGACCUCCCGGCGCAAACGGCGUCGUCUAACCCUGACCAGCUGGCCUUCAUCGAGUCCUUGGAUCAGUACGACCCUCUAAUAAUGGACUUCCUGGCCGACAGCAUUACCAGCAAAGAGAAACAAGACCAGCCUUAUCAUUAUUACGAGGAAGAUUCUUCGUUGAUCCCAUCCCUUUAUGGCUCCCACGCUCUGCAUUCCCCUGCCUAUUUCCACGACGCGUUCCGAGCACCGGCGGAGGAUGAGCACAACUUCAUGGAUUUCGAUGGUCCCUCGACGUCGGCCAGUAGGAACAACGAUCCGGCGGAUGAUCCUCAUUGCGGCGGUUACGUAGUCGACAACCACGUGGCUGAUGAUGAUGCGUACGGCCAUCAUCAGUUUGAAUAUCAGCAUGGAGCUGGAGGAUUAUUGGACGGUGAUGAUGAGCAUGGCAGGACUCUCUUCAAUAAUUACGGUGAUUUCCGUAUCGACGCGGCUUCCUUUUUUUGAGUUUUCUUUUCUGCUUUGUGGAUUUGCCUUUAUGGGCGGACAAUAAUAAUUAUAAUUAAAUUAAAGGUUGUAAUACCCCGAGAGUUAUGCGCUGACCAGACCGGCCGCUACCUAGCCUAGCCUAGCUGGCUAUCUAUCUCACUAGCUACCUACCACUUUCCGCGGAUUGAUCCGGCAGAUGUACUAAAUUGCUUAUUUGGUU
Messenger RNA from Linum trigynum, 1755 nucleotides. Lineage: Eukaryota; Viridiplantae; Streptophyta; Magnoliopsida; Malpighiales; Linaceae. The record is from the annotation of a GenBank genome assembly.